Microthlaspi erraticum is the source of this 396-nucleotide messenger RNA. The record is from the annotation of a GenBank genome assembly. Lineage: Eukaryota; Viridiplantae; Streptophyta; Magnoliopsida; Brassicales; Brassicaceae.
AUGAUGAGAAGAACUUGUGUAGUGAUUUUCGAUCAAAAGAAGUCUGUGUGUCCAAAAGAACAUUCUCUGGCUUGUGAUCAAGAAUCGUCCUCUUUUUAUAGCACCGAAGUGGAUCGUAAUCUCCUCCGCGUAUCUCGUCCACGUGCAACUACCGAUCCCGCUAUUUUCGGAUCUAAACGGUCGAAGCGAGAUUCUCGUUUGACUCGUUCAAACUCGGCUUGCGGACUUGACUCCGUCGAGCUAGAGCUCGACUUCGUCUUCACAAGUAGCUCGGACAGUAAACAGCUGGAUUUGGACAAAGAUACUUGGUGGGCUCGAGAAAUGGUUGAUGAAAGCGGCCUUGUACGCAUCCCAAGUGGUGAUGGAGUGAGCGGGCAGAGACUUCAACCAUCUUGA